ACCUCCACCAUCAUCGCAUACUGCCAUCAUCAACAGACAUCAGAUUCACAUCACUAUAAUCAUCUUCAACAUGCUCUCACCGUUGCGCGCGCACAAAAUCCUCACGCGACACCGACUCAGUUCGCGAUUUACUGCAUUAUUAUAAGGACCUGCAGUGUCUGGCUUAGAUAUGAAAGCAAGCGUUUCAUAUCAGUAUGGCCAUGGAGAGAGGAGAAGCAUACAUGUUUUUGAAAAUUCAAGGGAUUUGAUCAGUUUGUAAUGUUUUCGGAGACCACGCGCAACUGACCGACAGACGCUAUUGAUGAUUGAUAAGAGCGGGGUCGGGUGGCCAUGGACCCCUUCAGCCAGCUGAUCUUGCUCAUCUCCGUGGUGAGCUUUUGCAUCUUCCAGUGGCUCUUUCACAGCGUGAGUCCAUGGGCAUCAUCCAGAAUCAGCCCCGGCUUCCUCAAACUCACCCACAAACAGAAGAUCGAGUGGAACUCAAGGACCGUGUCCACACUCCACGCCCUGCUGGUUGGCCUCUUCUGCCUCUAUAUCUUGUUCUUCGAUGAGGCUGUCAAUCAAGACCCCGUAUGGGGAGAUCCAACUCUGGUGAAGAUAAAUGUCAGCAUUACUACAGGCUACCUCAUAUCUGAUCUGCUGCUUAUAUUUUACUAUUGGCGAGCGAUUGGAGACAAGUUUUUUGUAAUCCACCACCUGGCAGCAUUGUAUGCUUACUACUAUGUAUUGGGUCAAGGAAUGUUGCCUUAUUUUGCUAACUUUCGUCUGCUGGCAGAGUUUUCCACGCCGUGUGUAAACCAGCGCUGGUUCUUUGAAGUGUUAGGUUACCCCAAAAUCUCCAAGCCCAACAUGGCUAAUGGGGUACUGAUGGCGGUCGUGUUUUUCCUGGUCCGGAUCGCCGUUAUGCCAGUGUACUACAGCCGGAUGUGCUCCGUGUACGGCACCGAUGCCUUCUACAACGUCUCCUUCGGUGGCCGCAGCGCUUGGAUCUUCUCCAGCAUCUGUCUGGACAUCAUGAACGUCAUGUGGAUGCAUAAAAUCGCUCGUGGCUGCAUCAAAGUCCUGCGCUCCAGUCGGAAGUCCAAACCCGAGAUCCAGGAGAAUGGGAAAACCGAUUGAACCCAAAGGAAAUAGCAUUUGAAACAUACACCACUUGAUCGCGUACAGGGUUUUCGUUGAUCUUCGGAGGCAGACAACGAGUGUUGUGAAUAGGUGGAACAAGCCUAAGUGACCCGAAGAUGAAAAAAUCACCCCAAAGCAAUAUAUUUUUCGAUGCGUGUGGCAAACACUUUUACAGAUAUUGGACAUUAAACCAAAAUGUUAGUUUGAGAUCUCCUUCGCCAAUCAAGACUCCGCCCAAUCGAGCACUCCUGUGCUUGUUGAUAUUGUACAACGAAGAGAUUGUGAACUGUUCAAAGCUAAAGCGACUGAACUGUAUUUUAACCGUGUUUGUUUUUUGCCUGACUUUUAUUCUACAGAGGCUCACGUUAGUUUUUAAUUUCAAACUGUGGGCGGGUAAACCACGUUAUUUAUUCAUUAAAACGCAGUCAUUCUCUUUGAAUCACUGUACUGUGCCAAGCGGUCAGUGAAUCACCCAAUGUUUUCAUUCACUUUAAACCCAUUGUGCAUUAACUAAAAGAUUCAUUUGUACAACUACACUAAACAAGAAAAACUGGAAAACCAACAAGAAAGACAUCAGAAGACCAACUGUACAAACAGACAGUGAUUCUUUUGGUAGUUCGACCAUCACAUUGUACUUGUACUACCGGUUAUCCAGAGAAAAUUAUGGAUCUUCAAGAUCUGACUGUUUAUUAAUAGAGGAAAUUUGGGUUAAACAGCCAAACUAUUUUUCCACAUGUGUGAGAUAUGCACAGUAAUGUCAAACUCCUCUCGCGUCAUCUUAAGAAUGAAAUCAGUUUACACCGCACCAGAUUCGGGUCGGAUUUUGUUUUGUUACAAUAAAACAGACUCCAGUACGUUCGCACUGUACAAUUUAUUGCAUGCGGCAAUGUUGUCCUCGGGAAUGUUUGCAUUGUACAUAGAAAUUGUAUCGGACAAAUAAUGAUUAUUUUAAUUACAUUGUUAUACAGUACUGAAACUAUCGGUUAUGGUUUGGAAAACGUUUUUAAAGAAUAAAGAGAGCUUAAGUUACCCAAGUCAAUUUGACUUGUGAAUGUUUAAUCUUGAGAUGUUUUCCUGCACCGUAACUAAUUUAUUGAACCAGUUUUACACUGGGAGAGCAUGGCAAGUAAUACAUAUUUAUUUUUUUUUAAUUGAAAGAUAUAAACGUGUCAAUGUAUCUUCUGAGUAGAUAUGCAUCAUAUGAGAGAUUUACAAUAUACAACACAGAAAUGCUUUUAUGAAUUCAUUUUAAAAUUCAUUCGCACCUUGUUUGAAUAUCACUGUAAAAAAAUGCAGCAUGAAGUUUAAACAACUUUGUUUUUCAAGUCAAUUCAACCUACUAUUUGAAGUUUUGGCUUGUAAAAAUUUGAAAUAACUUAUAAAAUCAAGUUAAAAUUGUUUUCCUUCAUUUUUUAAGUUAAAAUAACAUAACAUAUGUUGAUUUGACCAAAAUGCUGCAUAUUUUUACAGUCUAUGUAUUUUAUGUGGAAAAUUCAUACCUAGACACACAUAUUCAGUCACAGUAUAGAUCUGAGAAAAUGCUGGGUUUUGUUAAACAAAUGGUGAUGGUUUUCCAGACAGGAUUUCAGGACUAAGUCUUACUUAUUUUAGGACAUUUAAGUAGUUUUUACAAGCAAACCUUACAAAAAACUAUACUGGUGUGCAUCUUGAGACAAAAUAAUGCUAUUGAUAUAUGUUAAAAUAUGUCCGUGCAAGGCGUAAAGAAGCUCAAACAUGCAUUUUAGUCUGGGACUAAAAUGAGCCCUGUCUGGGAAACCUCCCCAUGAAGACUGAAUGUGGAAAAAUUUUAAAGUCAUUCUGUUUUUUUAACCAAGUACUUGAAAUUAAUUUUUUAGAGACAGAUCUAUAUGAAGUUGUCUUGGACUGCCACAAGUUAAGUGGUACAGAUAAAAGUCCUGGUUAUGUUUGCCUUUGAAGUCAAUCAUACAAAACGCCUUUUUUAAUAAACAUUUUAUUUACUCAUGUGACUUUUGUACCACAUGCUUCAUUUGCAUAUUCAUGUAAAGGGAUGUACUGCCUCACUACUUUUAUUUUUUUUAUUUUUGUCUGUGCCAAUUUUGCAACCAAAGGUCAGAAAAAUGAUUGUUUGAAAGUUUGUUUGGUAGUAACUAAAUGGUAAUACACCAACAAGGCAGGUAAAUACAAACAAGCAUUUUAACUUUAAUCACUGAAAGUGUGAAGCAAGCAAAGGAUAAGAAAAGGAUAAAAAGUUUUUACAAGCUCCUCUGUAAGGUCAGCACUGAAAUAUACAUUGUUAAAGUUUUAUCUAAGGAUACAAAUGUGGUUCAGUCAUUUUUUAUUUUUCUAAACCCCUGUUACAAUACACAAAGGUACAAAAGGUGUCACUUGGACGUACCAAAAGGUCCUAAUAUGUACUAUUUAGGGAAAGAUGUGUACCUUUUGAGGUACUAAUAUUAACUCAUAUUUACAUUUUGGUUAUAUUACUGAGCGUGUAACAAUUUGAAUUCAUCUGGCUGGAGUUUAGAAAAAGUAUAUUUUAAAAUAUCAGUUAUGCACAAUCUUUUAAUUGUGUAACUUUGGAGUAUUUGGUGUAUGAAAAGUUAGAGAGAGAGAGAGAGUACCACAACAUUAAAAUACAUUAUGUUGUCAUUCAUGCCAUGUAUGUUUACAUUUGCCAGGGUAAUAAAAGGGAUAAUGCCGUGUGCUGAAGGAAAGUACAUGUGUCUGGCGAAUGACAGCACAGUUUAUUAUUAAGCAUUUGUUUAUUUUUUCACUAGUCUGUUAAUUUUUCACUUACAUUUGCCUCAAUAAAGCAAUAUGUUCAUUUUCA
Molecule: messenger RNA, 3934 nt
Organism: Paramisgurnus dabryanus
Lineage: Eukaryota; Metazoa; Chordata; Actinopteri; Cypriniformes; Cobitidae
Gene: tlcd4a
Product: TLC domain containing 4a
Biological process (GO): lipid homeostasis
Cellular component (GO): endoplasmic reticulum; membrane
Source: RefSeq, a predicted model, not a curated record